Molecule: messenger RNA, 12138 nt
Organism: Harpia harpyja (harpy eagle)
Lineage: Eukaryota; Metazoa; Chordata; Aves; Accipitriformes; Accipitridae
Gene: NEXMIF
Product: neurite extension and migration factor
Exons: 6
Coding region: 315-4868 (1517 amino acids)
Biological process (GO): negative regulation of cell-matrix adhesion; negative regulation of neuron migration; negative regulation of cell-cell adhesion mediated by cadherin
Cellular component (GO): nucleus
Source: RefSeq, a predicted model, not a curated record
GGGGAACCCGCCGGCCCCGCGCGGUCGCCUCCCUCGCGGGCCCGGCGCUGAGCCCAGAUGUAUUAUGCAAGCUCAAGACGGUUUCGAGAAGCAAAGAAUGGCCUAUUCGGUGAACAGCCAUUGAUGAAAAUCUCCAUCGUCAUCAAAUACAACUCCUUUCAUUCUCCUCUUCCAUUCACCUACCCAAAGACCAAAUCUGGAAAUAGUAACCAAAAGAGAAGCCCACGUCAUACACAAAGCAGGGAAAGGUUGAAAUAAUUUAAGGGUUGGCCAGAUGCAGUGGGGCAUGGAGUGAACAGAAAGAGGUUAAAUUGAUGGAUGACCAACAAGAGCAGGAUUGUGCCUCAGAAGACCAAGAAACUAUCCUGAUUAAUGGGGUGAAAGAAAAUGAAUCGCACGCCCUGGACGGCGAUGAGAGGCCUUGCACCGCCGCUGAGGCCGCGGUCACGUUCUCAGCCUUGACGACAGCUCAGAAGGAAAACCACCCGUGCCACCGGGCGCUGCCUCCCCUGACUUCAAAGAAGCCCUGCUUGCUGAGCCCCCCGUCGCCUCUGAGGCUCACGGAUGUACCCGAGCACGCCUCGGAUGACUCCUCCGCCCACGCCAUCUCCCUCACGUCCUGCGUGACAAAGGGCAUGAGCUCCUGGUCGCUGCCGGGCGACUGCGAGAAGGCUCCCUUCACCAUGAUGGAGCCCGGAGGCAUGUCGGCGCUGACGGGCGACUGCUUGAUGCAGCCGAGCCGGACCUGUCUGGGCUGCUUUAUUGAAUCAAAGGACGGCAUUGAUGCGGAGCCGGGAAUAAGCUUGAAAGUGGGGGAUAUAAAUAGGGAUUAUGACACCUGUUCGGUCUCUGAUAUAGGGAUUCACUGCAUGAGCACAGGAGAAACCAUGAGAUACGGGGAUCAACUGCUUUCAGACCAGCUUUUAAGCUUCCCUAUGCAUAAAUCGAGGGCAGCGGACAAAAGAGAUGCAGAAAAAUCUGACAGUGAUUCAGAGGACCCCACUCAGAAAAAUUAUUACGAGGGAUUACUAUUAGACAAAUGCAAUGGUGAGGAACCUUUACUAACAAAUCCCAACCAGGAAUGGGGCUAUUUUGAAUCUUUCAUUAGUGAAAGUAAAAUUGAGCUGCUUGACCUCUGCUCCAAAAAUGAGCUUUCUGUAAAUCUGUUUUCCGAGGAAGACGUGGAUAAUUACAUGUUCGAUGACGACGAUUCCACCUUGGGAAGCGAUGUCUGCUCCCUAAAGAUUAGGUACGAAUCUUUCCAGGACAACGUGCGGGAGAAGACCACCGCCCUACAAGAGGAUGCCCAGUUCAACUUCUUCCCCAGCGUGUUCAGCAACUGCACCAAAAGGGACAGUAGGAGCACCCUGAAAAGGGGGCCCGGCGGUGCCACCGACCCUUCUCAAUUCAAAUCUGAGGAAGGCAUCAUCUGGGGGGAGGAGGAGGAGGAUGGCGAGGAAGAGGACGGCGAGGAGGAGGAGAAAGCUGCCUUAAAUAAAUCUUGCAACAGCACGGAGAUGGUGCAGUACGUGGGCUCCAAGAGGAGCCACUUCUUGGACUCGGUGAAUUCCACGGAGGACUCCGGGGAGUUCAGCGAUGACAGCACUUGCACAGAGUCCUCCUACGACGUGCUGCGGGAUAUCAAGGACUGCAGCCGGUACCUGUCCCGGGACCACUCUGGCUCCUUCAUUCAGCAGAACUAUGGGUUGCGGGCGAAGAGGAAAGUGCGAUACAGCGACGACUACCUGUACGACGUGGACUCCAUCGAGAAUGAGAAGAUCCUGGACAAGAAGGAGUGGCUCCCGGACGGGCCCAAGGAAGAGGACGAUGACGAGUGGUGUCCCAAGAAACGGCGAAAAGUCUCUCGCAAGGAGCCCCCUGUUAUCAUCAAGUACAUCAUCAUUAACAGGUUUAAAGGGGAGAAGCAUAUGCUGGUGAAGCUCAGCAAAGUGGAUGCCAACGAGACAACUGUUACCCUGAACGAGGAGCUGCUCAGCAAAUACAAGAAGCUGGCCCCACUGAAGGGCUUCUGGCAAGAGAGGCAGCAGAGCCGGCUGGAUUUGCUCAGAUCGUCUCUCUACCACAAGCAGAAUUUCUAUCUUAACGGCUCAGAUGCUUCAUUCCUCCCUCACCCACGGAAGCGAAAAUGCAAGCUAGCAAACAGGCACCGGAUUCAAAGAAUUAAAGCCAUCGAGCAAUCAGUGAACAAGCUGGGCUCUUGCUCCUCUGAUCACAAGCAGCCUUGCAGCAGUAAAGAGGACGUGGGCCUGAAAGGGCUGCCGGCGUUAGCCAUCGCCACCCCCAGCUGUGCCAACGGAUUACACGUACACGACAUCACGGGCAUCGCCGCCGUGAAAUGCAAAUCGCAGGAACGAGAGCACAAGGGGACGGAGAGGAAAGUGCUCCGCAGAAUCAAAUUCAAAAGUGAAGCCAGGUUGAAGUGCAAGAAGAUCAAAGCUGCUACCAGUACGGCGGAGGGCUCCCCGGCGCUGGAAAACGAGGACUCUGCAGCGCGUCUGAAGGACGAAAACGUUCCUUGUGCUUCAGACAGCUCCCAUCUCCCGGAGUGCCACGAGGAUAAGGUUGCUAAAAAUUCUCCUUUCCUACCAUCCACCUCCUCUUCAGACAAGCCUCUGCCAUCUGCUAAUAUCACCACCAAUGUACCCCUGAUCCCCGGAGGGUAUCUGCAGACGUUGUUAGAUGCUUCUGAUUUGUCGAGCAACACCGGUAUCUCAUACUUCGCCCAGCACCCCUCCGAGCAGCAGCAGCAGCACCCGCUCCCCAGCAUCGUCCCGGCGGAAAAGCCCUUCCCGGCUCUGCAGCCGGCGCAGAGCUGCGUGCUCUCCCCGCCCUCCGAGUCGGAGCUGCAGCAGUCACCCGGCCACUUGGAGAUGGAGCAGAGCAGCUUCAGCAGCAUGUGGCCCGCCAGCAAGGCCGCCGGCAGCAACCGCCAGGACUUCCCCGGUGACCUGCGGGAGGCAGCCGGGCUGCCGAGCGAGUUCGGCGGCGGCGGCGGUGCCGCGGGCGCAGACGGCCUCCCCGCCUCUGGAUACACUCAAGUCAAUCUGAAUAGCAGCAAAUUGCUAUACCAAAAAAAUUACAUGCCGGAUAGCCAACAAGUGCAGUCUGAUGAUUCUUAUCAGUCAUGUCAUUUUAAUAAUGGAGAGGGGCGCUUUCAUUUCCAACGAGGUACACUAAGUACAGAUGAUGGCAGGCUCAUUAGUUUUGAUUCAGUGGGUUCAUUGUCAGUUAGUUCUAGCAAUUACAGUUCUUUAAGUUUAAAGUCUUGUGAAAAGGACGGCGAGGAUGAUAUUAAUGAUGAUUUCUUGGCCCACUGCAGUCCCAAGCUAGUGAUCCAGCAGAGCAUAGAUGAAAUCACCCCUUUGAAGGAGUCCACGGACCUUUUAGACAUUUCCAACUUCACGCCUGAUAAGUUCCGCCAGUCAUCGCUUUCGGAGAUGUCCCCUCCGGACACUCCCAACCUGUCCCCGCAGAUAGCUGGCUCCGACGCCAAGCCUCUGGGCACCCUGAAGGGCUUUCAGGAGAGCCCCCAGGCCGCCCUCAACAGCACUGAGAAGGUCAAGUGGAACUGUGGGGUCCUGCAGACCGAGGAUCAGGCAGAUAAUGGGUUUGCUUUAAAUAAUCACCAGUUCCAGUUCCAUAUGUUCAACGAUGAAGAUUCUGUCAGCCUCCUCGAAAAGAGUCCAUGCUUGUCAACAUUUAAUGAGCCAUCUGGUCAAAUUAGCACCAAUAGCAAAGUGUCAAAAUCGAAGAGGAAAAGUUCAUCCAGCAAGAAUGUGGGUACAAACCAAAGCUCUUCCCAGAAAGCCACCCGGAAAAAAUCACCCAAAACCAACAAAGGAACCGAUAAGCCGCAAGGGAAAAACUCCAGGCAGGCGCCCAAAUCCGCCAGGAAGGGGAAGAACGCGGCGGGAGUCAACGGCGAGAAGGCUCCGGCUGUUGGCAGCAGGGCGGUCAACCAGCUGAGCAACGUGGCCACCGCCACCAAGGGCCUCGCCGAGAGCGCUCAGCAUUGCAGCCCGGCCGGGGUGAAACUGGGCAAGCACAACGGGCUCUCCGGAGAGUGGGGGCUGGGAAAAGAGGGGGGCACGGGCUGGUCGGAACCCAGCCUGGGCAACACCACCAGCCUCCUGGACGACGAUCAGAGGGAGUUCGAGGAACCUUCCAACAUCCUGUCCAACAUCGCGUCGGGAAUGGCGGAUGUCCAGAGGUUUAUGAUGGCCUCCAUCGAGCCCUUGUGGGGGCCUGUUGGCCACAACAGCGUUCCAGACAUAUUCCGGUCACCGGAGUCCAACAGCCUGAAACUGAAAACUCUAAAAAUUUUGGCAGGGACGUCCCAAGAGUCGAAGAAGAAGGCGAACGGCGGCUCGCCGGGCGCGGCGAAGAACCACAAGUCAAACAACAAGGGCUCAAGCAAAAACGGCAAAGCCGCAACCUGCGACCCCGGUCGCCCCAACUGCUCAACCGGGUACACCACGGACAUUCACGCUCCCUUUUUUGAUAAAAACUAUAGUAACCUGAGCACUUUAGGCAAUAACGGACCUACCCAUAAAAAACUCUACCGUCAUAAAUCCAGUUCGAAAUCGCUGAGGGAUGAGAACUGUAAAAUAAAGCGGACGGACCGCGAACAGCCCCACAAGGACCCCCCCGUGACAGCUGCUUUUGAGAAACUGAGGGAAUCAGACUCCAUUCUUCUUAAAGCAGAAACAACAUUUUUGGGUUUUCCUGUAUUUGAAGAAGAGACUCCCUUUUCUAGAAAGACGGUUGAUGUUUGUUUCUUUUUUUUCCUUCGGUUGGGGUUUUUUUCCCGUCGGUUCCUUUUCGAAAUCUGCCUUGUGGUAUGUUGAAAUGUAAGUGCUGAAAUGAAGUUUGAAAUUGUGGGAAUUUUAUUAUUUCAAAGCAAACCUAAUCUGGUAUUCUCUGUGAAAGACUGUUUUAAAAGUCAUACUGUUGUACAGUAGUUUAUGCACUAUUACCCACAACAACAAAAAAUUGUGCCAAACUAUGAACAAGUGACUGUAUUGUAUAUAUUUUUACUUCUCUAUCAACAUUGGGUUGUGAGUGUUUUCUGCAGCUAUGCCUUUUGGUUUUACUAGAAACAUUCCAGUUGUUAAGUACUAACCACCCCCCUUUGAAAGCACCUGUAACUCACGAUGAAAAUGAUAUUGUUCACUUAUACAACUUACCAAAAGUUUUAUGGACAUGACUAAAAGUGUGCCAAAUUUACUUACCUCAUUUCAUGGAUUCACCCUGUGGUUUAAAGCUCAUAAAGGGAAAAAAAAAAAAAAAAAAAAAAAAAAAAGGAAAAAAAAAGGAAAAAAAAGGGGAAAAAAAAAAAAAGAAAAAAGGAACUUUGAAACCCAUGCUGGGAAAUGGUAAUGUCCUCUCUUUGAAACCAUGAGCAGAAAAACUUAAUGGUGAAAUGUUGAGUUUCAUUAUAGGAGAGAGUUGAAACGGUGGAGGAGUUCGGAAAACCACGGACGGUAAGUUUGCCAGGAACUCAAGUGUCUGCAUCUAGAGACUACAGAACAGCUGCUUUUCAAGUGUCUGUUUUCUUAAAGCAAAACCUGUAGCUGAAGAUCAUUUGAAAUGCAAAGUUACAUUGCUAAUUCUUUGUAUCUCAGUUUUAUAUAUUUUAUAAGAACCUGGGAUAAAUUCUAAAAUAGUUAUAAAAACAGAACUAAUACGUUUCAUACAUUUAUUGCUAUUUACUUUUCCUUUGAGUAGUUUCUUAAACAUUUUCGAUGCAGAGCCUGUCAAAAGCGCUCUCCUAUCAUAGCUUUGGUGUUUCCUAGAUGUCUAACCUUGCGAUGCCAAUAUAGUUUGAACUUUCAAAAGCAAAAAGUCAUUAGUUUUAAAUACAACUCUGAACCUUUUCUUUGAUUCAGUUCAUAAGAAAAAAAAAAACGGAGCUAUUUGUGAUCUCACCGAUCAGGGCCGGAUCAUACAUGACUGGACUUUUAUUAACACAGCGUUAAGUAUUGAAUGCUAAAUGUAUUCUCAAAAGGCCUUAUUUGUAACCCUACUCACCACACCCUCGCCCUCCACGAGAAUAACAAACCCAACAAAUAUCUAUUUUCCUUGUGCAACUGAGAGCCUGUGCAUUUUGCUGCUGAUUUCUUAUGAAACCUUGAUAUGCAAGAGCCCUGCUAACUGGGAGCUGUUGGGAGCAGAGGGGUGCGAGGCUUGGACGUGUUUAUGCAAUAGAAAACGAUGAGGAAGAGGAGCCUUAAUAGCAGUCGGACAGAUCACGUUCUCGACAUGGUCGUGAGCAUAGAGGUGGUGUUUCGCAGAGGACAGGACUAGACUCGGGUUUCCUUACAAGCAGGUUUUUUUCCGGCCCAUGCGCGAGGCAAAACAGCAGAAUUGUUUUAAGUUAAUUUAGCGAAAAAGCAGGCUGAACCCUUAAAACUGAAGUGGAGUUGCAGAGUGUCGAUUUAGAAUCAGAAUGUUUUCAGCAUUUGCAGAUCUUGAGGUAUAGCUCAGGCUCAGCUCUGCAAUCCCAGAAAGAACAGCACAGUAAUGCUUUGCAUUUUAUUUAACAGAUGAAAGAAGGAACUCUGGAAAAAUAGUAAUUCUGAAAACCAUCUUAGAAGUUCAUUUAUUCCAUGAAAAAAUGAAAUGCUGGUGCUGCUCGGAGUGAGUCGCUCCGGGUAAGAGCGGUCCCUGGGUACCCCGCGGGUUGCCGUGGAUGGGAGCGGGGUGCAGUAUCCCACCCCGGCUCUGGCUGCAGGAGGGAGAUCCAGAAGAUGCUCAGGAUUUAUUUUGGAGACAAGAGCUGUGCUAGGGCUCCAUCCCUGGGCGUUUGGCUUGCCUGCAGCCACCGUGCUCUCCCCUGCUUCCCCAGCAGCUGUCUUUUCUAUUCGUAGGGUCAUCAGAUACUACAAGCUCUGGCCACUGCCGUGGUGUUGACGUAUCCCGUUUUUUCAGCAUUCCUCCCGCGUGCUGCAGGAUGAGGGGCUGCCGGCUCCCUUCUUUCGGAUGUUGAGGCUGCCACUUCUAUGGAGACAGGUCAGGUCCAGGGCUGGGAUGCGGCACGGCCCUUCUUUUUGACCCGGAACCAUCAUUUGAAAGCACAUUUUGACUGGCCUGCACUGUGCUCAUUAUGCUUAAUAUUAUGAAUAUGGGACUCGUAAUAAAAUACCUUGUACUGAACCAGAUAGCAAUAUUUAUUGCAUUUGAGAAAUGUGCAAUAGGGCAUGAAGAUAAAAGGCAUAAAACGUAUCGACUUUUUUAUUAUAUGUUGGAAAUCCAUGAAUACCCAGCUAGGUGUUUCAGGACAGUGUUAAUCACAAAUACCAGCUGCCUUGUUGCUCUCUCCUUCAGUCCUUCUGUCGCUCCGAUUUCGCUGCCGUCUUCAGUUGUCAUCCCAUGUCCUCCCCAAAAACCUCUGACUGGGGAGAUGUUAAAGAGCCCAGAUCCCUCACGGUGUGGCACCGGCCCUUCUCUGCGUCUGAAAAAGUGAUCCCUCUGCUGAUUGACCCCAAAAAUUCAGAAAUUGCCUUGAGCCAACCAUUUGCCCUUCUCCUUUUGAUCUUCAUAGAAUCAGAGAAGGGUUUGGGUUGGAAGGGACCUUUAAAGGUCAUCUAGUCCAACCCCCCUGCCAUGAGCAGGGACAGCUUCAACUAGACUAGGUUGCUCAGAGCCCCGUCCAACCUGACCUGGAAUGUUUCCAGGGAUGGGGCAUCCACCACCUCUCUGGGCAACCUGUGCCAGUGUUUCACCACCCUCACCGUAAAAAAUUUCUUUCUUAAGUCCUUCUCCGCGGGGCUGCUCUCAAUCCCUUCAUCCCUCAGCCUGUAUUGAUACCGGGGGUUGCCCUGACCCAGGUGCAGGACCUUGCACUUGGCCUUGUUGAACCUCAUGAGGUUCACAUGGCCCCACUUCUCAAGCUUGUCUAGGUCCCUGUGGAUAGCAUCCUGUCCCUCAGGCGUGUCAGCCACACCACUGAGCUUGAUGACAUCUGCAAAGUUGCUGAGGGUGCACUCGAUCCCACUGUCUGUGUCAUCGAUGAAGAUAGUAAACAGUAGCGGUCCCAAUACAGACCCCUGAGGGACAUCACUUGUCACCAAUCUCCAUCUGGGCAUUGAGCCACUGACCACUACUUUCUGGAUGCAACCGUCCAACUGAUUCCUCAUCCACUGAACAGUCCAUCUAUCAAAUCCAUAUGUCUCCAAUUUAGAGAGAAGGAUGGUGUGGGGAACCAUGUCAAAGGCCUUACAGAAGUCCAGACAGACGACAUCCAUGGCUCUUCCCUUUUCCACUCAUGUAGUCACUCCAUCAUAGAAGGCCACUAGGUUGGUCAAGCAAGACUUGCUGUUGGUGAAGGCAUGGUGGCUGUCUCAAAUCACCUCCCUGUCCUCCGUGUGCCUUAGCAGAGCUUCUAGGAGGAUCUGUUCCAUGAUCUUCCCAGGCACAGAGUUGAGGCUGAUGGGCCAGUAAUUCCCAGGGUCCUCCUCCACCCUUUGUAAACAUGGGUGCAACAUUUCUCUUUUUCCAGUCACCGGGGACUUCACUUGACUGCCGUGACUUUUCAAAUAUCACGGAGAGUGGGUUGGCAACUGCAUCAGCCAAUUCCCUCAGGACUCCGGGAUGCAUUUGGUCAGGUCCCAUAAACUUACGUAUGUUCAGGUUCCUCAGGUGGUCACGAACCUGAUCUUCUCUUACAGUGGGAGGAACUUUGCUCCCCCAGUCCCUGCCUUGAGGUCCAUCCACUCGAGAGGUGUGGGAAGAGAGAUUACCAGUGAAGACUGAGGCAAAAAAGUUGUUGAGUACCUCAGCCUUCUCCUCGGCCGUUGUUACCAGUUUGCCGGUCAUGUUCAUCGGGGGGGUACGCUUUCUUUGAUCUUCCUUUUCUGACUGACAUAACCUAUGGAAGCCCUUUUUAUUCAUUGCAUCCCUUGCCAAGUUCAGCUCCAGCCACACCUUGGCCUUCCUGGCCCCAUCCCUACACGACCGGGCAGCGUCCCUGUGCUCUUCCCAGGAUCCCUGUCCCUGCUUCCACUGCCUGUGCAUUCCCUUCUGGCCCUUCAGUUUGACCAGCAGGUCUCGACUCAGCUAUGCCGGUCUCUUGCCUUCCUUUCCUGACUUCUUACACUUGGGGAUCCGGAGCUCUUGUGCUCUCUGGAAAGCGUCCUUAAAGAUCUGCCAGGUCUGUUCUGCUCCCUUGACCCUGAGGGCAGUUUCUCAGGGGGUCCUACUGACUAACUCCUUAAACAGCUGGAAGUUUGCUUUCCUAAAAUUCAUCUCCACCUGCCUGUCACUACCUCAAGGUUUUCAUCGCUUCCCGCCUUCGCCUCGUUCCUUGCCAUACGAGCUCACCUUUUCCACUUGCCCUUCUUGUCGUUAUCGUCGAAUUUUUAUUUUUCAGGGUGCUGCUCCCAGCUGUGAGAGGACCGGGACGUCGGUCCCGUCCAUCCCUGCCCGCCAUCCGUGCACCCCGGGGCUCCCCGCGCCUCCCCACGUUGGCUCCCAUCUUGGCUCAUCCUCUUGCCCAGUCCCUCUGCACUUCCAGCCUCCUCUCGCAUCUUCUAGUUGGGCUCCUGGCUGUUCGGGGCAGCUAAUCCAAGCCAUGCAAAAGACGUUCAUUCUGCAGCAUCCCUUAAAAUGUCUUUUCUGCUCUAUCGCAUUUCACUCCUACUCUAGAGGCAUCCCACUGGGCGCCAUAUGAGAGGACCGGUGUCAGUGAUGCUGCUCUCCUAAGCCGCGCUGUGCUGGCACACUGCGGUUUGGGCGACUUACAAUCGGCAGUGAAAUUAGGAAGCAGAAACUGGCCGCUUGUAAAGGAAGGUCAUAAAAUCCAUCGGAGAAGAGAACAACGCGGGGCAGCCCAGCGUGAGCCCCUGGCUCUCGCUCCACCUCCCAGCUGGAGGCAGGAGCUGCCUGCGGGCAGGGGAAGGCGGCACUCGCCGCCCUCCCGCACGAGCGCAGGUCGCCGGCGGUACGGGGAAAGCAUCCCUUUCCCUGCGACGACCGCGCCGUGCGGAGGAUGUCCUGCAGAAAGAAACCCUACAGCGACCUAGCGGUAGCCAGCCCCCCCCCAAUGGCCAUAGUUUUGCUGGAGGUACUUGCAUAUAGAGGUUUUGUAAAUAGAAAAAAAUAUCAGUGAUGGGGAUUCAAGUAAUCAUUUUUUAAAAAAAAAAAAAAAUCUUACCAGGUUUACAUCUUGCUUUUCUUUUUUUGAGCAUAAGAGGUUUGUUGUUUUUUUUUUAAAAAAUGGCUUGAGACUAAUGUCUUGCGGACCAGAUUUAGCCAGGUGUUUUGGGAGGAGGAGGAGGUCAGCAGCAGCACGCAGGGCUGUCCCUUGCUGGCGCUGCACCGUCCUGCUGAGGCCAGGUCUGCACGGAGAGAAAAAGCCAAGGCUGGCGUCAGCCCGGCGGUGGUUGCUUUGCGAAACCGUUGCUGCGCGGCUCGCUUUUUUUAAAAAGUCAGGAUUGCUGUUAUGUUUUUUUGGCAUUAUGGCUCAAAUGAGCCACGAACCAAAAUAAAGAUGUUUUAAGCAUUUUCAUCCUUUACCUGCUGGACCACGUUCUUCUUUCCCUGAGGUCCCGAUCUAGCAAAGCGCUUGGGUGGGAGCUCGCUCCCAGGGGCUCCUGCUCCCCGAGCGCUUUCCUGGAUGGCAGCCGGCCUUUGCUGUUAAGUCACGAGAAAAACUCCCUUGAAGUCAGUGUAAGUGAGAAGAGGAUCAGGUGCGUGGACUUCAGUUGGUGCAGGAUCAGGCCCUCGGUCUUACUUUCUCAACUCGGUGUGUUGGACUUUGCCUAUGCAGCUCCCAGGGGGUCCAGUGGAAGUUGCAUGGUUCAAGCCGCUGACAUCUAUUUGAGAAUGUGCCUCUUUAUCUCUUCAGCGUGUGAAAUAAUGCAAAAAAAAAAAAAAGAAAAAAAAUAUAAAAUAAACAAAGUACAAUGUCUGUGGUAGAAGCAAGGCUUUUCAAAUCUGUUUCUCAGGUAAACAAGUGACACUAAUGACAGUGGAGUAACAGCCAUCUAAGGGAAUUGGGAUCUAAAGCAGGAGGAUGCCCUCCAUCUCGCAGGAUGCUUGGGUUGCCAGACACGUUUACUGAGCCUUUGAACACUUGGUGCAAAAGGAAACAAGAAAUAAAAUUGGUAUUCACCACUACCCUUCGCUAGCUAGACAAACGUCCAUUUCGAAAGCACAAAGGGAAGACUUAAACAUAGACUAAACCACACACACACAAAAGAAAGGUACCAGUUAAACUCCUUUUGUCUCUUUACUCCCAGUGGGAAGCAGGGUAGAAAUCCAAGGAGCUGCUCUGUUCCGCUGCCCGCGGCGCCGGCCGGGGCAUUUCGACUGCUGCCUCCAGAGAUGUGAAUGUACUGCUCCUUGAGUUCCCUUCCAUAGAACUAGAGGCACCUCGUUAGGAAGUUGCUCCUGUUUUAUGGUGCUAAAGAAAACUUUUAUCCCCCCCUUGAGCAUUUAAGAACUAUUAAAUGGCCCUUUUUAUGAAUGUAACAUAUCCAUUUCUGUUCCACAUUUUACACUGCAAUUUUAACAUGUUUGGAAAUUAUUUGCCUUUUUUCUUUUAGAAUAAGCUUUAUAAAUAUUCUGUAGAGUCAAUUGAAGUAUAAUUCUUAAGGAUCACUCUAAGACGCCUACAAAAUCUUGUAUAUUUUUAAGUGUGCCAAUUUGUAAAAUAUUUUGUAAGUGUAUAUUUUUCUUAGAAAAGUGCUGUGAAGUGUUUGUAUGUGUGAGGUUUCCCUUUUUUUGCACCUUCGGGUGUUAAUAAAAGGAUGUAUACUUAAAAGUUUCUGGUUUUAAAAACCAAAAUACAAAGAAAAAAAUUAAACUUUUGUUGGGAAUUUUGUAAUAAAAAGAAAUGUUGUGAAAGAGUGUAGUGAUAUUGUGUAAAGGAAACUGGAAAAUUUGUGAGCGCUUUGCUGUUUUAUAGAUCCUCUUGUAAAUUAUUCUUGUAAUAUUUUGGGUUUUGUUGUUCUUGUUGCAAAGGUUUUAAAUAUUUGUGACUGACUCUGUAUGGUGAAAACGUCAUAUUGUUAACUUGCUGAGUUUUGUUAUAUUGUUUAUGGAAUAAAUAAAAAAAUUAAAAAUCUCAUUUUAAGAUCAUAUAUGAAGAAGAAAUUAAAACUGCCAUUUAUUGAA